ACACCUCGCACAUUUUAUUGUUCGUGGUAAGCAAACCAUUUCUCACUUCACCUGUAUCGUUCAUAAUCAAACUAGAUGUACAGCUGAUCGUUUGAUUGCUUUGAUCUGGCCGACCACCUCAGCAUCUUGUCAUCCAGAAUCCACAAAAAUCAGCUAUCUACUAGCCAGUGCUUGCAGGAGCUUGUUAAGAAAGAAGGAAAAGACCUCUGUUAAGUUUCCAGUAUCUGGAUAGUUUUAAGAAUUUGGAUUAUAUUACUCAUAGCUGAUCAUGGCCGCAACUGUCUCUACUGUCACUGAUUUGAGCAGCAGUGAGAAUCCACCUACAACUGAAUCAGGGUCUUCUAUAUCACUUUCCACUGAGUACUAUGAUUACGAACUUCUUGAUGACUUCGGGAUGUGUGUGUAUGAGCGUCAUGGGGCCAGAUUUCUUCCAGCCCUCUACACCAUCUUCUUCCUCCUGGGCCUUCUUGGAAACUCUCUGGUCAUCUGGGUCAUUGCCUGUGGGGUGCGACUCCGCAGUAUGACUGACGUGUGCCUCCUAAACUUAGCCAUCGCUGACCUUCUCUUGGUGUGUUCCCUUCCCUUCCUAGCCCACCAAGCCUGGGACCAGUGGCAGUUUGGGGAUGCUAUGUGCAAGGUGGUCCUAGGCAUUUAUCAUAUUGUUUUUUAUUGUGGGAUAUUUUUCAUCAGUCUAAUGAGCAUUGACCGGUACUUGGCUAUAGUUCACGCUGUUUACGCUAUGAGAGCACGGACACGGUCCUUUGGACUGAUUGCAGCUGCUGUUACAUGGGUGGCUGGAUUUUUGGCUUCUUUCCCUGACCUGAUCUUUCUCAAACAGCAGACUAGUAGUAAUGCAUCUCAGUUCUGCUUCCCUGCAUCUCCCAAAAUUGAUUUGAAAGAUAACAGUUCUUACAACCCCCACUUCUGGGCGGUCUUUAGCCUUUUUAAAAUGAACAUUUUGGGUCUAUUUGUCCCUGUUUUCAUCAUGGGUUUCUGCUACUCACAGAUUGUCUGGAGACUGCUGUACAGCCAGUCAUCCAAGAAACAGGCCAUCCGUUUAGUUUUAAUAGUGGUAGCUGUCUUCUUCUGCUGCUGGGUCCCCUACAAUGUUGCAUCGUUCUUCAAAGCACUGGAACUACUGCAAAUCUAUGCAGAAUGUGAAAGCAGCAAAGUCAUCAGAUUGACUUUACAAGUGACAGAGGCUAUUGCCUACUCUCACAGCUGCCUUAACCCUAUCCUGUAUGUGUUUGUUGGGGAGAAGUUCAGGAGGCACCUGCUGAGGUUGAUAAACAGGACUCCCUGCAGACUGUGUCAGGUGAUCAAGGCCUGCUUACCUCAGGACAGGAUACUCGGGUCAGUCUACUCACAAACCACCAGCCUGGAUGAGAGAAACAGUGCUGUGAUAAGUGCGGUGUGAUAUGCGUUUUCCUGUUACUUCUAUCUUCAUCAUCUUCACAAUGACAGCAUUGCUUGUGAAGUCAAAAGAAGUCUGACUAAUAUUCACGUUUUGUGGGCUAUUAUAUAUAGAAGGAAAUAUGGUAUAUGGAAAUGAGUACACUUUGCAGUCAUUAUUAUAGGUCUAAACAUGUAGCCAAUACACCAAAUUAAAAAAACUCUUCAUCAACUAAAAUGUGCAUUAUAGGCUACGUCACAGUCUGGCACCUCUUUCAUUUCCUAUAGCUAACGAAGUCUUGGAAGAAAACAAUAUAAUAGUGCAUGGACAGAUUUGUUUUCCUUUUUUUUUUUUCUGGCCAAGAUUGUUCUUUAGAAAGUAAAGGUUGCCGACACCUGGGUUAAAGAAGUAGGAAUUAGUCAGUGGUGGAUCUUUAACAAUACAGGAAAGUAAAUAUGACUAUGUAUCAGUUUGAGGGACACAAGUCUGAUCUUAUGGUCUUAUGAUGUUGUAAAUAGAAUGUAAGCACAGUAAGUAUGUACAUUUACAUAUUUUUAUAUAACUUUAUAAGUUCAGUGGAAUACAUAUGAAUGUAUAAUGGAAUUGUACUGUAAAUAUGGUUUAGAAUACUUGACAGUCUUUGUUGAAUAAAAGAGGAAACAGAUUGGAUCUGCAACAAAAAAAACAAGACAGAGUCUAAUCAAUUUAGAUACUGACUAUUUACCUUGCAUUCAAUUAAGGGGAAAUGGCAUGCUGAAAAUGAAACAAAUAUUUUUUUAUUUACACAUAAUGACCACUCUCACAUAUACUUCAGUUUUGUGUGUACCAAAGCUGUUGCAGAGCAAAAAGUCCCUGAUGCAUCUGGCAAUGUUAGUAUUGCAAAUUUCAAAGCAUCUGCUGCAGCAGGUUUGCACUUAACCUCAACCUACAGAAAACCACCACCUGAAAGGGGAAGUGCGUAACCAAGCUGUCAGCUAAACCUUUGCAGUCAUUGCUGUACUUUAGGUUAGUUACUCUACUUGUGUUUGUCACAUUUAAUGAAGAUAUUGAUAGAUAUCCUGACAUUUAGAGCCAAGUGGGUCAAGGUCCAUAAACACCAGAUCUUACAUUUUUCAUAAUGCAGUCCCCUCCCUGACCCAUGUCUUUAAAAGCCCAUUUUGUAAUCCAGGCUUCCUGUCACGUAACACCUCAAAGCCCAUGCUGAGACACCUUGAAAACAUCACUAUGAUAUCAUCACGUUGUACUCAACUAAGCUCAUUUAGAAGGGUGUGUGGUAGUCGAGUAGCUGUGAUGUAUAAGCCUACCAUUUAACCACAACAUCCCCAUUUCUGUCCCUGCAUUUCCUGUCAGUAGCUUUACUUUUGCUUUGAGAGGACACUCUGUUAUUGGCCUUGACUGAUAAAAAUGACUGAUGUGUCAAAUCAGUGGAGACCCCCUUUAACAGCAUGUGUUUGAGGCAGGGUUUUCAUUCUCAGAAAUAAACUAUGAUACACACACGCUGAAAACAGAGUGAAGAGUGUUAUUACCAAUAAUAAAGACCUGAGUUGGUCUGCAGAGCAACUGAGUAUAAGUCACCUCAUACUACUGAACACUCCGAUUACUCAGUACUUUUUGACAGUUUUUAUUUCCCUCACAGAAUAACUCUGUGCAGUAAGGUAAAGUACGGUAAAGCAGCAUGUUUUCUUGGUUGAGGUAUUUUCAAUUAUCUUUUACUGAAUUACAUCAUAUGGAGUUUCCAUCAUCUGUAUCAUGGUGUGUCUCAUGAGAUAUUAUUUUGUACAAUGUUUUUGUUUCCAUUUUAGUUUAUUCUAUUCUGAACAGAAGCAUAUUGUGAGAAUUUUCUGUUUAUGUGUUUGUCACAGCAACCAUGAAUGUCCCAAAACAAGCAGAUAUUUUUUUAAUGUUGAUGUCAUGUUAAAUAUGUAUGUAUCAUACUUCCCUUCUUCAAUAAAACUGUAUUAUGGAAAUA
Molecule: messenger RNA, 3362 nt
Organism: Seriola dumerili (greater amberjack)
Lineage: Eukaryota; Metazoa; Chordata; Actinopteri; Carangiformes; Carangidae
Gene: ccr8.2
Product: C-C chemokine receptor type 3-like
Exons: 4
Coding region: 269-1417 (382 amino acids)
Biological process (GO): immune response; chemotaxis; G protein-coupled receptor signaling pathway
Cellular component (GO): membrane
Molecular function (GO): chemokine receptor activity
Source: RefSeq, a predicted model, not a curated record